Molecule: messenger RNA, 2689 nt
Organism: Glossina fuscipes
Lineage: Eukaryota; Metazoa; Arthropoda; Insecta; Diptera; Glossinidae
Product: neprilysin-4
Exons: 1
Coding region: 416-2467 (683 amino acids)
Biological process (GO): protein processing
Cellular component (GO): plasma membrane
Molecular function (GO): metalloendopeptidase activity
Source: RefSeq, a predicted model, not a curated record
AUAAAAAUAAGUGUCCUUCAGCUCAAGAAGAAUCUUAAACAGCUGUCUAGUAAAAGAAUUAUGGGGUAUCCCUAAUACUCUAAUCGAAAUUGCUUAUAAAUAUUCAUUGCAAGCAAUAAAUCUUCUUCGGUGAGCGUAAAAAUUAGGUCAUCUUUCUAAUCUUGUAAUAAAAAAUAAUUUUAAAAAAAUGCAUAGAUAGAAUCAUUAAACAAGAACAAUGAUGAGUAUUAAUUUAAUUAAUUAAAAAUUUUUUUUUCAAGUUUUCAUAAAUGAUUGCAUCGACAAGAUAAGCUACAAUUGAUUAAACGACAUAAUUAUUACUUGUGAAGACGCUUUAAUUUUAAUUCAAAAAUAUUCUGAGAACAGUUUCAUUUUGUCUUUGCUCGAACUCGGAUAUUUUAUAAAUUUCUUAACAAUGAUUGUCGAAAAUACAUUUUUGUUUUUUAUUUUUAUAACCGUACAAUUGCUCGGGAAAAUCAUGGCAAUGCCAGCAGCAGUUAAUCAAAACUAUACUAGUGAUCUGUUGCGCAUGGCUAAGGCCGCACAAAUGCGAGCUUACAUGAAUGAGAACAAGGCUCCAUGUGAAAAUUUUUAUAAAUUUGCUUGCGGUAACUGGAUGAAUACAAAUCCGGCUAGUCCAAGGCGUAAAACGAGCUAUCUCGAUCAACUGCAAGAUUUGUAUUGGCGUAAAAGUGCUGAAAUGCUGAAAUCGACAAGUCAUAGCGAUACCACUCUUGAUCUGAAAUUGAAAGAUUUCUAUGAAUCAUGUCUUUCUACCGGCAAGCUCGAUCGAGUUGGCUUAGAUGUCAUCUUGAAAAUGGUGAACUUUAAAGGCGGCUGGCCUAAGUUAGAAAGCCCGCAAUGGUAUGAAUAUGAGUACGAUUGGCUGAAAGUAGUCGCCGAACUUAGACGCAAACUGGGAGUGAAUAUAAUAAUCGGUUUAAACAUAGUGCCCGAUUUUGAAGACAAAGAUAUGCACCGUAUUAUGAUAGGUGCUCCGGAAUUCGAUCUUGAACGCGAAGUUUAUAUGGAGGCAGACGAGGAUAAAGAAAAUUUGCGUCACGCAUACACUUAUUCAGUACAGGUACAAUUGAAUCGUUACUUCCCAGAUAUGUCUGAGGAGUGGGCCUCGGAAGUAGCUCAGCAGAUUCUGCACAUGGAGAAGAGUUUAGCAGUUGGUUUACCUCUAAAUAAGCAUGUCACACCUAAUCAAACCACACGAUAUCGAUAUACGAAUGAUUUGAAACAAGCCUAUGGCAGUUAUGUGGACUUGAAUCGCUAUUUAAAUUUAAUUUUUAAUCAGACCAUUUACUCGCAAGUGUAUGAAACACCCGAAGAUUAUUUUUCUAAUUUAGUGGAUGUCAUCAAAGAGACACCGAAAUUAACUUUAGCUAACUAUACAAUGUGGAAGGUUUUACAGCAAUUUGAGUUAAACACAGCUUCACAGUCUAAAUCGAAUAGAUGGUGCGUUAAUAAAGUCAUGGAAUACUUCCCAGACGCUUUAGAGAAUAUGUUUGCUCGCAAUUAUCAGACCAUACAAAUGGUUAAUCAAUUGCAAUCAUUAUGGGCCGAUUUAAAAAAAGCCUUCCGUGACGAAUUGUUGAACUCCGAUAAAUUAGUAUGGAUCGGCUUAGAUACGCGACAAAGAGCUGCCGAAAAAUUGGAAGCAAUGGACUUGGAAUUACCCAGCUCAAAUACCGGUUAUGUUGAAGAAGUGGCAAAAUUGAAGAUACGCAAGCUUAACUACUAUGAAAAUUUGAUAAACAUACUGCAAUGGAAAACUACGCAAGGAUUGACUAAACUCGUUCAAAGGCCGUCAGACGAAGCAUCGAAACAUGACGUGCCCUUUUAUGCGUUAGACGCAAAUAAAGUGAAAAUUCCAGUCACCUUUUUGCAAUCCCGUUUCUUUUGGGAUUCCAACUAUCCUCAUGCCUUACUAUACAGUUCUUUAGGUUUUCUGCUCGCUCAGCAAAUGUUGAAAGGUUUUGAUUCGCGAGGCCGUAAAUACGAUAAGCACGGUCAUCUACGUUCUUGGUGGGACACCAUAUCGGAAUAUGGCUUUGACGAUCGCGCCAAUUGUUUCGUUAAACAAUAUUCGGAAUACAAGUUUCCCGGCUGGGUGGUGAAAGACGAAAAAGCUCUACAAAAUGAUUAUAUAGCGGAUAACGGUGCUUUAGAUAUAACCUACAAAGCUUAUCAGCAAUGGUGGACGAAUGUGGCUAACACACAACUGGCCGCUCAAGAAACUUUACCAUUACUCGAGGAGUAUACACAAAAUCAGUUAUUCUUCUUGGGCUUUGCUCAACUUUGGUGUGCUGAUUAUGAUUUAAAUUAUCCCGAUUAUGAGCAUGUACCCGAACGUUGGCGUGUCAUAGGUGCUUUAGCUAACUUUAACGCGUUUGCUCGCGAAUACAAAUGUGAAAUAGGUGUUAAAAUGAAUCCCACACAAAAAUGUACACUAUACUGAGUAUGAAAUCGGAAUAUUACAUUAAACUAGAUUUUGAUACUAAUGUUUGCCAUUUCGUAUAUAGUGUAAAUAAACUAAAGAUAACCUUUUGAGUUUUAAUUGAGCGAACAAUAUUUUAACUCAUUCACGUUAUCAAACGAUUUGGCUCGAAUAGAGGCCAACCCGUGAAAGGAGGAGAAAAUGUAUACAAAUAAAAAUAGUGUUGAUAAGGGUUGCCAUUUA